Molecule: messenger RNA, 837 nt
Organism: Vanderwaltozyma polyspora DSM 70294
Lineage: Eukaryota; Fungi; Ascomycota; Saccharomycetes; Saccharomycetales; Saccharomycetaceae
Product: Tkp5 protein
Exons: 1
Coding region: 1-837 (278 amino acids)
Biological process (GO): DNA integration
Molecular function (GO): nucleic acid binding
Source: RefSeq, a predicted model, not a curated record
AUGACCAUCAGAGAUGCAUACUCUAGGUACUAUACAGUUAUCCAUUUGAACGCUAAGAAGGAUGCUAUUCAAGAACUUAUUGAUUGGAUCAAUCGCACAGAAAACUUCUUUUCUUCUAGAGGCGGCUACAAAGUUGGCAGCAUUAAAACUGAUAACGGUGGUGAGUUCAAGAAUACUGUGCUACAUGAGUACUUGAUUUCUAAAGGAAUUACUCAUGAACUGACUAUCCCAUAUAGUAGUUUUCAGAACGGUGCUGUUGAGCGUGCUCACAGAACAAUUGAAGAAAGAGCCAGAUCUUUAUUAAUUUCUGGUAGAGUUCUACCAGAAUUAUGGAGUGAGGCUGUAUUUUGUGCAGUAUAUCUCAUUAACCGUACUCCGGUGCCUUCCAAAAAGAAUUUUAUUCCGGCAGCCUUAUGGGUUCAAGUCGAGUCCUUUACUUUUGAUAAUUUGGGAACUUUCGGAUGUACUGCUUACAUUUCUUUACCACCUCAGCUUCGUGACAGUAAACUAUCUCCUACAUCUAUCAAAGGAGUACAUGUUGGCUAUGAUUCUCAUCAUAAAGGAUAUCGAAUCUACGAAAUUGAAACUGGUCGAAUUUUUGUCAGUGAUCAAGUCAAGUUUGAUAAAAAUGUCUUUCCUUUGGAAGGCGUAUCCAUUGCUGAACUUCCUCAGAAGUAUGCUACUUCUCCAAUCAAUGGUGUUCCAUCAUAUUCUACAGUAACAAGUGGAUCUAGUUCAUAUUGUCCUUCUGGAAAUAUUACUAUUUUGUCUCCACUUCUAUCUCCUCCUUCAGAUUCUCCUAAUGGGAAUGAUAUUGACCAUGACACCAAUAUGUAA